AUGCACGCGCUGGGGACGUGGCCGCAGCUGGGCCUGCGGGGGCGCGCGGCCCCUCGGCGACGCCUCUGGAUCGGUCUCAAUAAACCUCUCGAUCGUUUUAGGAAGCGCCUGUGCCCUUUGCCCUCAUUUAAGACCGUCCCCCAGGGGGGCUGCGCCUCCCGUAGCCGCGCGGCCCGUCGGCCCCAGCGGGGGCUCGGCCGUCGCCGGGGGCGCGGGGCGGGGGCGGUGGUGACGCGCGGCCGGCGCGGGGCCGGGAGGAUGCGGCGGGCGGCGGCGGACGCGGCGGGCGGCGGCGGAGCGCGGGCGGCGGGGUCGGCGGGGGGCGCCCCUCGCCGCGACCCCGCUGCGGGCCGGCGAGGCAGGCGGGCGGCGAGCUCGGCGGGCCCGCAGCCCCUCCCCGCGCAGCCCUCGGGCCGCCCCCGCGGCGGGAACCGUGGCGGGGACCCGCAGGCCGUGAGCCUGGCGCUCGACUUGACCCCAGACGUCUUCACCAUGAGGGUGCUGCUGGAGGAGACCGGGGAGGUGUUCCGAGUGACCAACUGCCGCAGCGACAUGACCGUGCGGGAGCUCAAAGAGGAGCUGGACCUGAUGGUCGGCAUCCCUUUCAACCUCCAGCGGCUCCAGUACCUGGACCAAGGAGUUUUGAUGGAUGACGCGACGCUGAAGUUCCAUGAUGUGGUUCCUGGUGGAAUUAUUUCAUUAUGUGUCUGGCAUUAUGAUGGAUGGACCGAGCUGGUCAUGGCGGCUGUGGAAGGGGAUCCCAGUAAGCUCUCUUGCCUUGGCCUUGCUGAAGAUUCUUUCUACCAAACUGCAAAUUCACGGCGUUUCAACGACAAGCAGUGGAAGAAAUGGACAUCUCAGAGGGCGUUCGUGGCCUUGUAUAUUACCUCACACAGAGGUCACUUGGAUGCUGUGCAGUACCUUCUAGAACACGGAGCCAACUGUCUCAGCAAAUCCCCCGUAGGCAGGACACCCCUACACGUGGCUGCAGCCAUGGGCCGGUCUGACUGUAUUGACGUCCUGCUCAACUAUGGGGCCCACAUCAACGACAAAGAUGCCAAGGGGGAGACCCCCAUGACCAUCGCCCGCCGCCUGAACCGUGUGCACAGCGAGCGACGGAUGUUCCUCUGCUACUGGAAGACAAAGUCAGGGACCACGGACACGAUGGACAUGAUCAUGAACAAGGUUUUCCCGAGAGUCAAGGCUGGAUUUGGCUCCAAGAAGAACAAAACUUAGCUACCUCGGGAAAGUUUGCACGUCAAAGCAGACGUGGGUAACUUUACAGAGUGCCAGUCCACGGUGGCCCUCGGUGAGCGGGAAGGCAGGAAAACAUGGCAAUUAAUCUGAGUCCAAUACUGAAUUAUCUGUCCUGUUUGCAAAUGAUUUGGUGAAGGUGUUGAUGGAA
Equus caballus (horse) is the source of this 1405-nucleotide messenger RNA. The record is from RefSeq and is a predicted model, not a curated record. Lineage: Eukaryota; Metazoa; Chordata; Mammalia; Perissodactyla; Equidae.